AUGGCAUCCGGCGCGCUCGGAUUUCGUCUCCUCGACGCAGACCAGCAUUUCUUCCAGGUGACAGGUCUUUCGCGGGCGGCUUACAAGGCGGAACACGGUGCCGUGAAAUAUCGACGUGAGGAAUUGAGAUUGAUGAGGGCAAUGCUAUUCGAUAACCCAACAAGAGCCGUCAUUGCAUGCGGGCCUGGAGCCGUGGAGGGUACAGGUCAGACCUGGCUAUCUGAGUACGCCCAGGCUCACCCAGUCAUCUACGUCCUACGAGACGCCGAGGAAAUCAAAAGACAUCUGCGGGUUUGGGAUACAGAAGCCAUCAGCCGCUUGAUAUACUUGAGCGGGCCAACACAUAGGUCGCUUUCCAAUUUCGAGUUCUACAAUAUCUCGGACAGCUACGGCCAGGUAGCUGAUCAUGUUUCUGGAUCCGGCCAGCAGUCUCCGAGGUCUUUAGCCCUCAAGCGGGUAGAGCACGACUUCCUUGAACUGCUGUUCCGCAUCACCAACCGCGACCAUCACGAAUCAGGAUUGUACCACGUCAGCCAUGGCACGCCAUCGUUAGCUCCAGAACACAGACCUUUCACCUACUCCCUGACUUUGCCGAUGAUGGAUGUGGACAACGCUGGACCAUUGCUCCGAGAUAUCAACACGACAGCUGAUGUUGCAGAGUUGGUGAUAUCACUACGAGAGAUGCGGGCCAGAUCACCCAACUUCGACGAGCCGGUGGCCAAUUUGAUCAGCCGGCAGUACUACGCCGUCAAGCGAUACACGCGCCUUCCUGUCAUAUUCAACGUUCAGUUCGACGACUCCUGUCCGCGGCAAGACUUGGUCUACUAUCUUCGCCUCAUCGAUCACGGCCUCCGACUCGCACCAGAGUAUCUUUGCGUGGACUUGAGCUGCGGCGAGCAAAUUCUCAAAAGCAUAAUUGCAGCCAGAGGAACGGCGAAGAUCAUCGGACAAUAUACCGACAACACGGUCUUGGAACACGGUUGGGACAACCCAGCACUUACAGCCCACGCACAGCUUGCGGAACGCUUGGGCUGCGAUAUCGUACGGAUAUGCCGAGAAGCCGAGUCGACAACAGACAACUUUGCGGCCAAGUACUUCAUUCAGAGCAAAUCAGCAGACUUUCAAAUUCCGCUCAUCGCCUAUAAUACCGGCCGCCUGGGGAGAAUGUCCUGUUACUUGAAUCAGGUAUUCUCCCCAGUAACCGACCCUCUGCUGAGGUCCAUCACCUCAUCACCUUUGAACGAUACCCUCCUCACCAUCCAGGAAGCCCAAAAAGCUCUGUACUCUUCUUUCCUCCUGGACCCCAUGUACUUUGGUAUCUAUGGCAUCAACGUGCUGCAGAGUCUAUCGCCGGCAAUGCAUAACGCUGCAUUCGAAUCAUGCGGAAUGCCUCACGAAUACAAAAUCUUUCAGCACCCUACAGUUAACCACCUGAGACACCUGAUAUCGGACGAGAACUUUGGAGGAGCCAGUAUCACUGCCCCGUUCAAGAAGGAGGUAUUUGCACUGGUAGAUCUGACAAGCCCAGAGGCGCAGGCCAUUGGUGCCGUCAACACGUUGAUACCUCUCCGGUCAGCAAGCAUCAACUCUCUGAUCGACCGAAACAGAACAGGCCCCGUUGCGGCUCUUUAUGGAGACAAUACCGAUUGGAUUGGCAUUCAUACAUGCAUACGCCAUAAUCUCUCCCCCAUCAAUGGUGUGAAGAGACGAACGACAGCUCUCGUGGUUGGGGCAGGCGGUAUGGCGCGGGCUGCGAUGUACGCUUUGCUGCGUCUAGGGGUCCGGAAUAUCUUCAUACACAAUAGGACGCUCAAGCAUGCCGAGGAGAUGCUCAGGCACUUCCAAGGAUAUUGCUCCAAAAAUGGGAGAGGAAGUCAAUCGCGGUCGUCAUCCCGAAGCUCGGCGAACAGCGCGGAAGGCACACCUGACAGCACCACCGAUAUUCCAGCCAUGACUUUGCUAUCGUCCAAGUCAGAUCCUUGGCCAGAGAACUUUGACCGACCUACUAUUAUCGUUUCCUGCAUCUCGACGUUUGCGAAAGACGGCCAACCAUCUGCAGACACUAGUCUUCCCGCGGACUGGCUAGCUAGUCCGACGGGAGGUGUUGCCAUUGAGCUGUCGUACAUGCCGUUGGAGCCACCAUUACUCAAGCAGGUUCGGGAAAUGAGCGACCAAGGCUGGAUCGCUGUUGACGGACUGAAGGUUCUCCCGGAACAGGGAAUCAAACAGUUCGAGCUCUUCACUGCUCGAAAAGCACCCGGGAACAUCAUGAGAAACGAAAUUUUGAAAGCAUAUAAAGUGAGAGGCGGUAAUGGAGCUGAGUGA
Molecule: messenger RNA, 2325 nt
Organism: Colletotrichum aenigma
Lineage: Eukaryota; Fungi; Ascomycota; Sordariomycetes; Glomerellales; Glomerellaceae
Gene: qutR
Product: Quinate repressor protein
Exons: 2
Coding region: 1-2325 (774 amino acids)
Biological process (GO): chorismate biosynthetic process; shikimate metabolic process
Molecular function (GO): 3-dehydroquinate dehydratase activity; shikimate 3-dehydrogenase (NADP+) activity
Source: RefSeq, a predicted model, not a curated record